This is a messenger RNA of Physcomitrium patens, 604 nucleotides long. RefSeq lists its product as uncharacterized. Lineage: Eukaryota; Viridiplantae; Streptophyta; Bryopsida; Funariales; Funariaceae. Gene Ontology annotation, cellular component: respiratory chain complex I; chloroplast. The record is from RefSeq and is a predicted model, not a curated record.
ACGGACCCACAGUUGCAAGCACUGUGGACAAGUCUUUACUUAUUGAAUGCAGUUUGAUCGAUUGAUGCAUUGGAAGCUACUUUGUAUCAGUUUCCAGUCCAUGCAACAUCGGCAGUUGUGGUGCCAUCUAGAAUUAUCUCACAUCAACCAUGUCUAACGAGUUUGAAGCCCGCAGACGGGAACCGAAAAAGCCACCCUUCAAGUUUUUGGUGCCUAUCAUCUAUGCUCCUAUUCUGCCCUUGAUUAGGAUUAGCUUGAAGAAGCAACCUAUUUUGCGAGAUCGGGUCUUUGGGGUUGUACUAGCAGCGGCACUAAUACAUGGUGGCUACCUUGUCUCGGAUCUCUACGACCAGGAAAGCAAAUAGGCUGCUCUUCAAAUUCCCAUUAAUGCCCGUAGUUUGAAUUCAUGCGUGCACCUCGGAAACUUGGUGCCUUGGCCUCGAUCCAGAACUUUAUCACCAGUAUCCGAAUCUUGAUGAAUUGUUUUUAGCUAUGCUUCUUUAUUGCUGAGACUCCCCUCUUAUUAUUAGGGGAUGCCGUCUCUGGUGUAAGAUUCAACCAAUAAUCUGCUCUAUCUGCUGAGUAAAGAUACCCACUUAAGACA